Solanum stenotomum is the source of this 936-nucleotide messenger RNA. Its product is annotated as non-specific lipid transfer protein GPI-anchored 20-like. The record is from RefSeq and is a predicted model, not a curated record. The coding region runs from base 114 to 776 and encodes 220 amino acids. The transcript is spliced from 4 exons. Lineage: Eukaryota; Viridiplantae; Streptophyta; Magnoliopsida; Solanales; Solanaceae.
CAGCUUACACAAUUCCCAAAAAACAAUUACAUAUCCUAAAAAAUUCUCAAUUGCUGUCAUCAUCAGCGUGACUCAAACUCUUAACCUACCAUCAGUUGAAAGUCAACUCUGACAUGACUUAUAAGCACUUAGCUUUUCCGACUUCGGUUCUUUCAUGGAUGUUGUUGAUUGUGUUGUCUCUACAGACUAUCGAUGGCCAAACAAUAACUACACCAUGUACAGGACCGAUGAUUACUAGUUUUACGCCAUGUAUGAAUUUCUUGACGAAUAGCAGCAGCAACGUUGGGGGUUUACCAACUGAAGAUUGCUGCAAUGUACUGAAGACUAUGAUGACCAACGCCAUGAAUUGUUUUUGCCUUAUUGUUACAGGCGGCAUUCCCUUUCAAAUGCCGAAUCCCAAUAUGGUUAUGCCUCUUCCUAGUGCUUGUAACAUGCCUGGUGUGCCACUCAAAUGCAAAGCUCCCAGUCCACCUGAGGUUGUUGCGCCAGGUCCUCGUAGCGAUGCUGGGGCUCCAAGUGCUUCACCAACAGCUGCUCCAACUAUCCCUCCUCGUAGUCCUAAAGAUUCAACUGUCCAUCCGCCGUUGCCGUCUAAUUCAUCGCCACCAGCCGAUGACAUUCCAACUCUAACGCCACCAUCUCCGCCGACGGAUCCAUCAACUCCGGCAACAAAUUCCGACAGGCUAACUCCGGCGACACCAUCGGCUGCACCUUUUCUUGGUCAUGGAAUUUCACCAUUAUUAAUUAUGUUAGCUGCAUUUGGAGCGAUUCUUUGAGUUAAUAUUAGUAAUUUGAUGAUAUAUGACUACAAAUUAAAAUAUAGAUUGUAUAAAGCAAUUACUAGAAUUAUUUAUUAGUGACGUUGAUGUUGUACAGGGAUAUAAUAUAGUAUGUACUUGUUAUGUUAUUAUUUGGUACGUCUAUAGUUCUAUUUGA